Messenger RNA from Coregonus clupeaformis (lake whitefish), 2179 nucleotides. RefSeq names its product elongation of very long chain fatty acids protein 6-like. Gene Ontology annotation, molecular function: fatty acid elongase activity. NCBI's taxonomy places the organism in Eukaryota, Metazoa, Chordata, Actinopteri, Salmoniformes, Salmonidae. The transcript is spliced from 4 exons. Gene Ontology annotation, biological process: fatty acid elongation, monounsaturated fatty acid; fatty acid elongation, polyunsaturated fatty acid; fatty acid elongation, saturated fatty acid. The record is from RefSeq and is a predicted model, not a curated record. The coding region runs from base 331 to 1134 and encodes 267 amino acids. Gene Ontology annotation, cellular component: endoplasmic reticulum membrane; endoplasmic reticulum.
UGCACAGAAGACCAUCUCCCCCGACCGUUUUUUUUUCUUCUCGUCAAGACCAGUCUGUAGGUGAUCAAGUUUCAGGCGUUUCUUUUUAUGCUUGAUACGUUAGGUUAGGCCGGAGCAAGGAGUUUGGGGUAGCCAGGCAAGAGGGGAAGUGAUUGCGCUCGGCCACUGUGCGUGAGUUACAGCCGGGAAGUGCAUCUCUACUCUCUACUGCAUACUCCCAUUUGCUCCUAAACCUAGAGAAUUCACUUGAUAUCUGUUGGGUUGACAGUUGAUUUGACAGGGUGAAAACAUAGACCUGGAUUUCUACUUGGGGAAACUGAAAUAACGAAAAUGAACGAGACAGAGCACAUCCCGCUUGCAGAAUACGAUUUUGAGAGAACAUUUGAUGAAAAGGGCGCUCUCGAAUGGAUGCAAGAAAACUGGAGCAAGUCCUUUAUGUUCUGUGGACUGUAUGCUGCGAUCAUCUUCGGGGUCCAACACUUCAUGAGAGAGAGGCCCAAGCUGAACCUGCGCCGACCACUUGUCCUCUGGUCACUCAGUCUGGCUAUUUUCAGUAUCAUCGGAGCUGUCAGGACCGGUUGUUACAUGUUCCAUGUCCUCAACAAAAGUGGCUUUAAGCAGUCGGUGUGUGACACCAGCUUCUACAGCGCCCCUGUCAGCAAGUUCUGGGCCUACGCCUUUGUCCUGAGCAAGGCCCCUGAGCUGGGCGACACGGUGUUCAUCGUGCUCCGUAAGCAGCGCCUCAUCUUCCUGCACUGGUACCAUCACAUUACCGUGCUUGUCUACUCCUGGUACUCCUACAAGGACCAGGUGGCCGGCGGCGGCUGGUUCAUGACCAUGAACUACCUGGUCCACUCCUUCAUGUACACCUACUACGCUGCCCGGGCGGCAGGUUACCGGGUGCCCCGACCCUGCGCUAUGGUCAUCACGGCCACCCAGAUCAUGCAGAUGGUGAUGGGGCUUGCUGUCUUAGGCUUGGUCUACCACUGGAUGCACGAAGUGCGCUGCCCCUCCUACGUGCCCAACAUCGCCUGGGGCUCACUCAUGUACCUCAGUUACCUGGUCCUGUUCGCCUCCUUUUUCUACAAGUCCUACCUCAAGGUUGCCGCUGACAAGGAGUCCAAGGCCAAGUAGGGGCUGGAUUCGUCAGAGGCAAGUUGUACACUGGGAAAGUCAUAUUAAGAGUGUGCCUAGUUGAGAAGAAUAUUGCGUUGUGCCAUAAUGUGUGAGUCACAACUGUUUUUUGGUGGUUGCUGGGUCCACGUCAAUUGUGACAAGCCAAUUUCUUCCCACCACAACUUUGUAUAACUGUAGCUCAUCAAACUAACUAGAACCAUGGAUUACACGAUAAUAGAACGGUUGUUGAGAGUGGACAGGGUCAGGACACUUUAAUAUAAUAUCCCAUGAGUUUUUAAAAAAGGACAUAGAGAGAGCAGCUCAGUUUGUGUUUGACUAAUGUACUACUCACUUCAUUUUGAUUUCUUGGCUUUGUUAAUCAAUAUUUUUGACCAGCUGCUUCAGUCAGAGUCCAGUGAAGAACACAGCCAUAUGAGUCCUGAGGCUUCUCCAAGGGCAGUUUACAACUGCGUUUGCAGUCUGCACAUUCAAUGAAUUCGACAGUCACUUACAGGACAUUAUUCAUGCAGAAAGGCUCUAACUUGUAGUGAAAUCUGGUACUGAGAAUUGUCUCACUGUAUUAGACAUCACAAACCUAUAGUAUAAUGAAGUGAUGGUCAAAAGGGACUAAUGGACUGAUUAAUGAAGGUUAGUUUUUCUGUUUUAGUUGUAGGCAAUUGUCUGGGAAUAGGUGGGAGGAGAGAAGCGCACUGGAAGGAGUGACACUUAGAAAAUAUGUGUCCAUUGUAAAUAAUAUAUCUUAAGAAUGUAUUUAUUUUCUUAAAAUCGAAAGUCUCUGGUGGUCCUUAAAGUGUACCAGGAAAUAGUGGGACUCACUACGUUUCUGCCUUUCUUAAAUUGUGCAGUAUGAGUUGUGCACUUUUAUAUUUUCAAUAUUUUUCUUUACGUCACAACAAUGCACUAUAUUGUUUUGUUUUUUAAGUCUUAACUCUAUCUGGAUGUUCAUUAAAGAAUUGGAAGUCCCAUAAGAUUAUUUUUAUUUGUCAAACGGUAGCCAAGCAUCGAUCAUGUCACCAGAAUAAGACCCUCAAUAUUUAUUGGA